UCCUACUGGAAUACACACUGGAAUGACACUGGAAUGCCGCCGGAUUUCCGACUGGCCGCCCGGAAGCGGCUCCUCCCGUGACUCCCAGCGCGGCAGGACCGCCUCCCGCUUCCAGCCGGCACAUCCUGCCUGGCCUCGCCUCCCCUCGCCCGCCCCGAUCCAUCCCGGCCCGCCCCGAUCCCACGCGAUCCUCCCUCCUGCCCGGGAACCAUGCCCAAGAAAGGAGGGAAGCAUGCUGAAAUGGGAAAAGAAACACAGGCACAGUGUAAACGAGCAAAGCUGGAAGCAGCUUGUUCUCCCUCAGUCCUGAGUUUUGAGAACCCAGACAGCCUCUUCGGGAGCUUGGUCUCCCCCAUCAAAGAAGAGGUGUUUUUCAAGGAGUACUGGGAGCAAAAGCCACUGCUUGUCCAGAGCAAUGAUCCCCUGGUGGCUGCUUACUGCCUGUCCCUGUUCCAGCUGUCAGACUUGAAGGAGCUGUGCAGCCAGGGCCUGUACUAUGGGCGAGAUGUGAAUAUCUGCAGGUGUGUGAAUGGAAAGAAGAAGGUUUUAAAUAAAGAAGGCAGAGUGAAUUACAUGCAGCUGAAGAAGGAUUUUGACCAGAAAAAGGCAACAAUACAGUUUCAUCAGCCUCAGAGAUUUAAGGAGGAGCUGUGGAAGAUUCAGGAGAAGCUGGAGUGCUACUUUGGGUCUCUGGUGGGGUCCAAUGUUUACAUCACUCCCCAGGGAUCCCAGGGCCUUCCUCCUCACUAUGAUGAUGUUGAGGUGUUUAUCCUUCAGCUGGAAGGCGAGAAACACUGGCGGCUCUAUAAACCAACGGUGCCUUUAGCUCGGGAAUAUGAUGUGGAAUCAGAAGAUAGGAUUGGGAAUCCCACACAUGAGUUCAUAUUAAAGGUAUGAGAAUUUCAUUGCCUUAGGUGGUCUGGGCUGU
Messenger RNA from Pseudopipra pipra, 928 nucleotides. Its product is annotated as ribosomal oxygenase 2-like. Lineage: Eukaryota; Metazoa; Chordata; Aves; Passeriformes; Pipridae. Gene Ontology annotation, cellular component: nucleolus. The transcript has 4 exons. Gene Ontology annotation, molecular function: histone H3K4 demethylase activity; histone H3K36 demethylase activity. The record is from RefSeq and is a predicted model, not a curated record. Bases 211 to 897 code for a protein of 228 amino acids.